AUGUCGACGCCGCCGACGCCGACGGCGCGGCGUCGCGCGCGGCGUCGCGCGCGCGCGACGCGCCUGCUCGCGCUGCUCGCGGCGGUCGUCGCGCGCGCGGUGACGCGCGCCGAGGCGCGCGCGACGGCGCGACGACCGACGACGCUCACGCCGGGGACGCGCGCGCGGGACGUCGAGCUGGCGUUCGGACGCGCGCACGCGUACGACGUGCGAGAUCUGAAAGCAAACACGGCGUACGAGGUGAAGGUGUCGUACCGAGCGACGAGCGCGGCGGCGAUCGCGGUGGAGUUGGACUCGGGAUGGCUCGGCGGCGGCGGGUGGUUCGGCGGCGGCGGCGGUUGGGUCGGCGGGACGACGUCGGAUGGACGCACGGAGCUACGGAGGAGGCUGCUGAACGUGGAAAAGUUAGUGUUGAGCAGACGGACGCUCGGGGAGGGGAUGACGCGCGCGCGCGUCGUGGUGCGAGCGGAGCGGGAGGGGGUGUAUUGGGCGGGCGCGACGGCGCCAGAGUACGUGACGUACGACGUCGAGGUGCAGCCGCUCUUCGCGGCGGGGAAGUUUGGGGAGAUUCCGAGACAGUCACUGGGGAUGAUUUGCGUCUGCGUCGCGUUCGUGGCGCUCGCGAUCGCGGGAGCGAGAUUCGUGGGCGACGACGUCGUCUGGCGCGCGUGCGACGCGCUAGACGCGCGGAAACGACAAUACGCCGCCGCGCACGCGUCGGCGGCGGAUGGGCUCGAUGACGCGAUGAACGUUUCGCUUCGCGAGACGGUUCCGGUGCCCGUGACUACGAUAACGAGCGACGAUUGA
Ostreococcus lucimarinus CCE9901 is the source of this 807-nucleotide messenger RNA. RefSeq lists its product with no specific name. The coding region runs from base 1 to 807 and encodes 268 amino acids. NCBI's taxonomy places the organism in Eukaryota, Viridiplantae, Chlorophyta, Mamiellophyceae, Mamiellales, Bathycoccaceae. The transcript has a single exon. The record is from RefSeq and is a predicted model, not a curated record.